UUUAUGAAUUGAUUGAAGUUUGCUGUUUAACAAGGAUUCUUUGGUCUGGAUCUUCUGCCCAUCUUCUGCUGCUCUGAAAUAUUUUGCUUUGGUGUUGUCCAAUCAACUUUGCCACAUAUCUACUCGUAUUCUACUGAUGGCUUAUUCGCCUCCUGUCAUGCCGGGCGAUUCAUCGCUGUUUGCUCUAUCGGAUUCAUCUCUAGACACAUAUUCCCUGCAAGAAAAAUUAGUAUUUGGUUUGAGCAAUGAGCUGAUAACCAAUCCCUCUAUAGCAUGCGAAACAUCCUUGAACAAGCCAUACUCUAAAAUGGACACUCAUUUACAUUCACCACCAUUGAGUGAAAGACUGCAGGAUGAAUCCUGUAGCGAAACCGACGUUGUUCCUGAACUGCUGCCUGGUCUCGAGCUUGAUUCCGCCACGCUUGUUUCUAGCUGCUGUGACAGUUGCAUAGACAAGGACUUUCAGAUCCCCACUCCACCCUCAAUUUCACCUACUUUAUCUCCAAUAAUGUCCCCAUUGUCCAUUUCUUCACUGGCUUCUGAACGCCCCGCUGGUCCAAAAAAGUUUGUUGGGUUUUCAGAUAUUGUCUCGAUUGGAUUCACACAUGCACGAGAAGAAUACGAUCGAGCAACCGAAGAAAUUGCAAAGCUGACCUAUCGGGAUAUGUUAGAGCUUCUGACUUAUCGGGUAGAGAUGCGAUCCAAUAGCUUCAAGAUGGCUCAAGCAUCGGUUUCUGCAAACACCUGAGUGUAGCCCGUGUUCACAUGCAGCCGACUUGAUUUGAACAUUGAUAUAUCCUUUCGUCAGAUAUUGUAUCUAGGACGUGAACAGCUUGCUGCAUUUAUACAUACCCACUUGGCGUGCACAUCCAUUAUUACCAUUUCAUUUGUUUGCAUUCCACUGAUCCCUUCCACUUAUUCUCAGUUCAUCUUCGUUGUUAUUUGCAUAUCCAAUUCCUUGGCAUUUCUAUUUGCUUUAUUGAAGAGUCGAUAAUUUGCGAUUGUUUUACACAAGCAUU
Batrachochytrium dendrobatidis JAM81 is the source of this 1019-nucleotide messenger RNA. RefSeq lists its product as uncharacterized. Lineage: Eukaryota; Fungi; Chytridiomycota; Chytridiomycetes; Rhizophydiales. The record is from RefSeq and is a predicted model, not a curated record. The coding region runs from base 137 to 748 and encodes 203 amino acids. The transcript is spliced from 3 exons.